Anguilla rostrata (American eel) is the source of this 2365-nucleotide messenger RNA. RefSeq lists its product as uncharacterized. The record is from RefSeq and is a predicted model, not a curated record. NCBI's taxonomy places the organism in Eukaryota, Metazoa, Chordata, Actinopteri, Anguilliformes, Anguillidae. Bases 813 to 1637 code for a protein of 274 amino acids. Gene Ontology annotation, biological process: biosynthetic process. The transcript has 8 exons.
UUAAUAUGAAACUAUGGCAUGAAAAUAUGAUGUAGCCAAAAUAAAUAAAUAAUAUAUUUAUUGGUGUGGUAAGAAAAACAUAUUUGACCUCUGAAAAAUAAAAUGUAUUUUUAAUAUAUUGCACAGAAUAAACACACAUAUGAUUGCAAGCAUUUUUAUUUUGCUGGAAAAAAUAAAUGGACUCCAAUGGGGAAAUUGCACUGAAUUUGUUCAGUGGGAAAUUGGCUUUUUGAACGCAAAUCACCAGAGGGCGACAUUAUAUCCGGUGGUGAGGUUGAGAACUUUUUUUUUUACAACUUUAUUUAAACUUCAAGAAUUACAUUUUCAAUAACUAUAGCUUAUAUUUAAAAACAGUAUUGAAUAUUACAAUAGAAUCUUCAAGUAGAUAACAAAAGCAUCAUCAAAAGUUUAAAAAUAUUAAUACACUGAAAAAAAAACUGACUUUGUCUUAAUUUCCAUGCAUUUAAAAAUUAAAAUUGGAUGCUCAGGGGAGAAGAGUUGAGAACUGAAAGGUGGCCCCUUGGAUUGUAAACGUGUACUUUGGUGACGUUCGCCAGGCUCAAGGUCUGUACGGAAGCAGAAAUCAGGACAAGUAGUUUUCAUGCUCGGACGCGAAAGGCUCAUAAUGCAACCUAAAUGUUUAUCUAUAAGUAAGAAGUCGCGUUGCAGUAUACCUUGUUAGCUGGUUGGGUAACCGCAUGGGUAACUAGCUUAAAAGCAUACUUUGAUAAUAUAAUAUUAACUCCCUGCAACAUAUAGCAAGCUAACGCUAGAUAACAGGCUAGCUACAUGCUCUUCUGCGCAAUACGAUAAUGAAAGCCGUUAUUCUGGCCGCGGGCUACGGAACACGAUUGCAGAGAGAUGUCGAAAAUGAUACAACCGGAAAGUUCCAACACCUCAUCGGAAUCCCCAAACCGAUGCUUCCUGUGGGAAACUGUGCUUUAAUAUCUCACUGGGUUAAUGCAUUUAACACAAGUGGGUGUGUGGAUACCAUCUUUGUUGUCACCAACCAACUUUACCAUAACAUAUUUGAGGAGUGGGCACGGCCAUUUCCAAAUGUCAGAGUCCUUAGUGAUGGAACACAAAAAAAUGAGGAACGCCUUGGUGCUGUAGCAUGUCUUCAGCUCACAGUCAAACAUUUUCGAAUAGAGGACCACGUUAUAGUUAUCGGAGGGGACACCUUAUUCAAGGAGGAUUUCAGUCUCUCCAGAUUCACGAAUGAGUUUUUCCAUCGAAUGGAAAAAUGUGAUGAUAGUAAUUUGGUGCUGUCCUAUCAGUGUAAAGAUGAGGAGACUUUGAAGUAUGGUAUUCUAGAAGUGGAUGAAGACCUACGGGUUUGCUACAUGAAGGAGAAGCCCAACCCCUCUGAAACAAACUCACGGAGAGCAUGCCCCUGCUUUUAUUUGUUCUCAAAGAAAAGCAUUCCACUUCUGGAUGAGUUCAUCCAUGAAAAGAAGGCCAAGCCUAUUGAAGAGAAAGACGCACCUGGAAACUUUUUGUCUUGGCUGAUACCAAGAAAGCCUGUGUAUGUUCAUGAAGUAUCCGGCCGAUUUGAUGUGGGAAACCUGCCUUCGUAUAUUGAAUGUGACACAUUUUUCAAAGAGCGUCUUUCAGGUGUGAAAUCUUACUGGCAGUAGACUAUGGCUGUGGUAUUGUAUAGUGGUUAGGGAGUGGAGAUUAAUACCUCAGGAAUCCAGUUUCAGUUUUCGAUAUGAGUUCGACAUUAUAACCUUCAGGCAGGUGAUUAACAUGCAUUAUCCCAAAAAAGAACAAUUGUCAAAUAAUUGUCCUAAUUCAGUAGAAUCUUCAAAUAUUAUUUCAACUUUUCAAUGAACCAUAAUGCUGUAUUAUAAAUAUAAUUGUUCAGUUUAAUUUUAUAUGAGAGAAUUAAGAUUUUCAAAGGCUCACUUUGACUUGUUUUUUCUUGCAUAAACAUUAUCCAAGCACUUUCUGACAGAAUGUAGUUCGGUAACAAUCACUGCAGGUGCAUGGACACGGCUAUGCCAAGAAGCCUAUCCAUCGCUACCAAAAGGGUGUACUGUAAUGCAUGGAAGAUUGUCAACAAGUUUAGGUCCUGUCUGAUAAACCAAAGAAUGUGGACACUUUUCUCUUUCUGAACAAAAACAAAGAUGCUAGACGUGGAUAUGAUAGUGGCAUUUUCUUUGUUCAUUUUUAGAAAAGUGACUAUAUCAGAAGGCUAUUGUCACGUCCUGUGAAUUUGCAUUUGAUUCUAAACAUAAAAAAUUAAUUUGUUUCUAUGAUAGGCAUGAAAGCCAGUAAGAAGUUUAUAUCCAGUUGCUCAAAUAACAGUCUUACAUGGCAGUAGUUUUCACAGCAUUGAAAAUAAAUAUUUUGUGUCCUGAAA